GGAGAGAGAGGAAGGCCGGGAGUCAAAGAGGGAGAUCGGGAUGUGAAAAGGAGUCAAUGCAUCUGGUGCUGCGGAUAAACAAGAGAAGAUGGUCCGAUCUUGAACUUCCACAAUGCCCACUGGACGUGUAUGGUGCCGUCACCAAUCAUUCCUGCCGGACAUCCAUGAAGCUUAUAAAAAGGCAUAGAUCUCUUACCGAGAGCAGGAAGCAACAUGAAGCCUGGACACGAAAGGAGCCAGGAAUGUCUUCCACCAAAGAAGCGAGAGCUUGUUCAAAGCAGUGUGAGCGUAGAGGAAGCUCCGAAGGUAGACGGUAGACGUGCUAAUGACAACUCGGCUAACGAAACCUCAGGCUGGUCCAGAGGAGUGCUUGUGGCAGCAGGGCAAGGACACGGGGUGAGAUAUGAAGUGGCUGGUGAGGGAGCAGAGACAGUCACUGUGGACCAGUAUGGGAACCUUUACAAAUUAGCUGUGCCUUCUGCCACCUUCUCUCCACCAGGUCUUCAUCCUGUGGUGAAUAUGAGUCCUCUUCAGUCAUCUUUCAAUGUAGCUUCUCCUUUAAUGCAGCACCCAGGCAUAACUUACCCCCCUAUCCAUUAUGCUCCCAUCUCACACACAUCAGUACAGUUUCUUGGGUCCCCGUAUGCAGUUCCAUACGCUGUACCUCCGGGCUUCCUCCCACGUGCUGUGAUAUCACCCCCUGUGACUUUGGCAGCCUCUCAUGUUCCUCACUAUGUGCCAUAUAACUCGAUCCUGACAGAGGGAGUCACCCCUCCGCCACAACCUUCAUCUCCUCACUCGUUCGGUAAAGUUACUACUGCACAGUCCUCGUCUGUCCUUAUGGGUGUAGUGCCUGUGGAUGUUGGAAAGGGAAGAGUUCCUGUAUUUUAUCAGCAUUCUCCUCAAGUGCCCGCAUCUUAUCCUGUGCAUGAGAUGAUUGUGGCAUGUCCAUCUAACCCGGACCCCAGUCCCACAUCCCAUAAUGACAAAGUGUGCGAGGGAAUGAUCACUUCUACGAAUGGAGCCCAGAGAUUAUCAGACUGCGUCUCGGAUAGUAGUCGUCAUGUCAUUGACCAGUACAUCCAUAACCCAGAGGAACAGGUUGUACGGGGACCUGCCAAUAAUCUGUUGGACUGCGAUGUAUACUCAGGACAAUCUACAAAAAGGACAGAGGUUGCUCUAAUGACCCACAGGAGCACACCAGAUGCGGAUUUAGAAGUUCAGCAGGUGGUAAGGGGCUUGGCUUCACAAGAGUUCAGUUCCCCGUCCGUUCAGAGAAAAGACUUGCCGAGUCCAUUAAAUUUGUCCCAUAAUGCUAGUGAGCGUCGGGAGGUGGCAGGGGGUACUUCUUCCCAUGGAAACCUGGCCAGUCCAGCACCAGAGAGGGGCCAGCAUAGAAAUACGUACUCUGGACAGCAUGUGGUCAAAUACACGGAUAGAGCCGCAGUUGUGUUAAACGGGGAGUUAUCACGAGGAGCUGUUCGCCUGGAACAGAGUCCGCUUCCGGGGGCUCCUCAACCUGCCUCUAAAACCCCUGGGGCAAAAUCUCCUGAUGUGCAUAUUCGAGACACACAGUCAGACAGAAGCUCACCGCACGUGGAUGCAGCACCCAUGCCUCCCCCACAUUCCGCUGCGUUACCCUCCCACUUCAUGAAAGGAGCCAUUAUUCAGCUAGCCACUGGGGAGCUGAAAAGAGUGGAAGACCUACAGACCCAGGACUUUGUGCGCAGCGCAGAGGUCAGCGGGGGUCUUAAAAUUGACUCAAGCACAGUUGUGGACAUUCAGGAAAGCCAGUGGCCAGGAUUUGUGACUCUCCACUUUGUAGUGGGCGAGCAGCAGAGUAAAGUUUGUCUUGAUGUUCCCCCAGAACAUCCUUUCUUUGUGUAUGGACAAGGCUGGUCUUCUUGUAGCCCCAGGCAGACUACCCACCUAUUUGCACUUCCCUGUCACCGGCUUCAGGUGGGAGAUGUUUGUAUAUCAAUAAGCCUGCAGAGUAUAAGUAAGAACGGCGCAUCCACCACCAAUUGUACCUCCACAACUCAGUCUGUGCCUCACCCCACUGAGAGAGCAACGUUACUCACCAGAGACAGGACAUCGUUGUCUGGGAGAGAGAAUGAAGAGGAGAGUCCGCUUCAGAAGGAUGGAUCUGCAGUGGCUUAUUAUGCCCGGGCGUCAUGCCCUGCUCCCACAACGCAGUCCACUUGGUCAAGUACAGGAGUCCAAAGAUUCAGCCCUGAUCCCCAACCAUCACCUUCUCGACACACUUUCAUUCCUCAAGAGGUUAAGCUCUCUAUCGAGGGGCGGUCAAAUGCAGGGAAGUGACAAAAUGCCCCUUGGUGGGAUUAAAAUUUGCACAGUUAAGAGAACAGGGAUAAUUGGUGAGGCUGCGGAGGGGUCCCUCCUGCCGGUCGAUGGCAAAAAGCAGGCACGAACUUUUGCAACUCAGUAAGGAAAUGCAAUGAUUUUUUUAUUAUUAUUCAGUCCCCCAUCCCCAUGUUUAUUAUUUGAGCAGAUUCUUUCCUCAUGGUUUAGGGUACAUCCUACACCGCAAAAAAGGCACA
Spea bombifrons (plains spadefoot toad) is the source of this 2561-nucleotide messenger RNA. It is a transcript of the gene ATXN1L, whose product is annotated as ataxin 1 like. The coding region runs from base 214 to 2322 and encodes 702 amino acids. Gene Ontology annotation, biological process: regulation of DNA-templated transcription; anatomical structure development. The transcript has 2 exons. Lineage: Eukaryota; Metazoa; Chordata; Amphibia; Anura; Pelobatidae. The record is from RefSeq and is a predicted model, not a curated record. Gene Ontology annotation, molecular function: RNA binding; protein binding. Gene Ontology annotation, cellular component: nucleus.